GAGACUGUGCAUCUGUCAAAGGUUUUUCCUUUAAUUUAUCAGCUGAUUAUUUGUGGGGAUUGAAAUGUUCAAGUCGUUGAUCACGUUUUUAUGCCUCAGAUUGUGAUCCUGUUUUCCUAGUUGCUUAGGAUGAUCAUGAGAAAUGGUCUGUGUGUGUGUGUGUGUGAGUGUGAGUGUGUAUGGUGCAAUGUGAUUCCAUUGUGUAUUUCUGUAAAGAGGUCACGUUAAAGACAAAGGCAUAAAACUAGGUGUGUGAGGGUGGGGUCCAGGUGUUUAUUAGCAUCAAUGUGGGACACAGCUUACAUCAGACGCAGGAUCGACGACUCCAAGGCACAACGGAGAUCUGAGAUCAUGACGAUCUUCUCUCUUCAUCUUCUACUGGUGGCCGUAUCGCUCCCUGUUCCGAUGGGGCUUGCUGACCCAACACCUGCUCCCUUUCCUCCUCUUUUCCCCUUGCCAUCUGAUGGUGGAUUUGACAUAGAUAGUGGUUUCGGAAACAGUUCCGCAUCUGACCUGAGAGAGGAAUAUUGCCAGAGCCUGUCAAAGGAUGCGCCACUGAAUGAUCUGCCAUGGUUCUGUAUGUGCAGCCGCUGUACGAAGGAAAACAAGGGGCCAAAGGGAGACAGUGGAGACCGCGGACUGCGAGGUAGCCCAGGAUCUUUUGGUGGACGUGGAUUAUCUGGACCAAUAGGUCCUCAGGGCUCUGUGGGUAGACCAGGGAUUAAAGGACAGAAAGGAGAAGAUGGUGAGAAGGGACACAGAGGACCUUUUGGACCAGCAGGACCAAACGGAAUCCAAGGUUUUAGAGGUGAUAAUGGGGAUGAAGGAAUGGCAGGUUAUCCAGGACAUCAAGGUCCUAAAGGUGAUGAAGGAGACUGCCCAGAAAUCUGUGAAUCCAGUGUUGGUCCCCCAGGACCUCCAGGGCUACCAGGCCCUGCUGGAUCCAGAGGUUUGGUCGGAAAAACAGGAGACAAGGGACUAAAAGGCACACAGGGUGAAUCUGGUGAGCUGGGUCCAAAUGGUGUUCCAGGGCCAGCCGGUCUAAGAGGAGAUCUGGGACUCCCUGGAGAUUGUAACUGUGUAGAUGGAAAGGAUGGACCUCCGGGGGAGAAGGGGGACAAUGGAGACAAAGGGAGGGAGGGUGACAAUGGGCCCCCAGGGCAAAUAGGAAUACAGGGAAUUACGGGAAUUCCAGGGCCUAUAGGGCCCAUUGGUCUUCCUGGUCCCUGCACGCCGAAUAUGAAGUCAGCAUUUGCUGUAGGGCUAACCAUCAGCUACCCCCCACCCAACACACCUAUAGUCUACAAACAUAUCUACUACAAUAUCCAGGGUAAUUAUAAUUCUGUACUUGGUAUCUACACCGCCCCCAGCGCUGGCACCUAUGUCUUCAGCUACCACGUCAGCACAAACCUUCGCAUCCUUAAAUGCGGUCUCUUUUUGAACUAUGUGCCAGUUGUUAAAACCACAGAUAAAAAGUUACGGGGAACUGCUUCUCAGUCAGUCCUUCUUCACCUGGUGGCGGGCGACAGGGUGUGGAUGCAGGUAAAGGACCUUGAAACUAACGGCAUGUAUGUCAGUGCAGAGAACAACAACAUCUUCUCUGGAUACCUGCUUCACCCAGACACAUGUGAAGUGCCCAUAGUUAGAUCACUAAACGGCACACCAACCCCGAGACCCAGUGGAGGCUCUGAUCACUAUGAAUGGGGGAUUAUUCCUGGCAACGCCACUGUAACGCCCAAUCCCGUCUCCGGUUAGUUUACAGACCAUAGGCUUUGGUUCUCGUAGAAGUCAGAGGUAAAUGAUGGUAGAGCACUUUUACAUGAUUUUAUAAUAAAGACCUCAAACAACUUCCCACAGAUUAAUGCAGAGAAACGAAGCAUCUAAAAUAAACUUAAACCACACUCAACAGAUUAUUUAUUGGGAAAUUAAUUUUGCCCCAAAAAAGCAUCUGAAUUUAAACCAGAUUUAUUUUCCCUGAUGUUCCAUGACAAUUGAUACAGAGUUGUAUCAACGUUGAGUGAAUUAUAAAUUUUAGCUCUGCAUUAGUAGACGCACAGCACCUGCUUAAAGUCUCCUUACUGACUAGAUUAUCUGCUUGACUUAAUUAUAUAUAGAUACUCUUUUAAUAAUAAAAUUAUUUGAUGAACUGUAUGUGAAGUGCUGCCUCCUUAGCUUUAACAGAUGUCACCAGGGUGACUGGACGUCCGGCUGAGUUUGGUCAAAGAAAGUCAGUCGUCAUGCUAAAGUAAAAAGAACGUAAAAGACAUUCUUGCUUCAGCUGCUGGUUCAGUGAACUUUAGUCAUAAGGAGAAAAUCACUGUUGUCUUUUUUUUGUUGGCCGCUUUUGUCGUUAGCAUAAAAUUGCCAUAAAUUGUGGUUUUCACCUCACGUGGAAGUUUGUUUGGAGAUCUGGCUUUAGAAUUACAUCGACACUUUGCUGUGAUUUGCCCAGCUUUUCACACAAGCAACACUUAUCCUCAGCUUAAUUUAGGAGUGAAGGGUUUGAACCCACUGUUACGGAUGUGGACGGGCAGGUUGCAAGAUAAAUAGAAUGUAAAUAAUGGAGGAAACAAGCAGCAGACACGGGCAAAGGAUCAAGUCAGGGGAAACAACAAGAUUGUUUACGUUUCGGUAACUCACCAGAAGUGAGGUGGCAACAUGAAAAUGCCAUUGUCAGGUUUUCAAUCCUUGAAGCCUGCACUUAGGAGGAUGAAGGCUUGAGAGUGGCCUACGACAGCCAUAACUGUGGGAAGAGAGAGAAGACACACAGAGAUUAAGUUGUGAUCAGCGACAACUUAAAAAUUGAUACACACAAGCUAACAUGUGUAGCCUCCGGAACUUUGGUGUUCACCAAAAAUUGAACUGAGCCUUAGAUUACACCAACCAGUUUUACUGUAACACCAAACUGCAGGUUAACAAUAUAGAUGGUUAAAUAAAAUAUUUAACAAGUCCUUGACAUUUUUAAGAAGGUUAUGGUUACGGUUGCUUUGUUAGUCUUUCUGAACAAAAUAGUCCUUUGAAUCACCGUUGAAUCAAUGAAGAGUCAGCUCAUGAUCAUGUCUGAGAGAAGAGGAUUUAACAGGACGUUAGACUGUAAAGACAAUGUUCUCUCUGUUGUCAUGCAUGAGAACCACAGUGAAUGAUCCCAGCCUAGUCCAGUCCAGUUUUUAUCAGUGUCUGAUUUUCAAAAUGAUUAAACCUUCAAGCGCUCUAUCAAUAAAUUAUCUUCAGCUGAAUUAUUUCCUUCCUGUUCAAAUCUGUUUUCUGACCAAGACACUUUUCUUCUCUACAACUCGUCGUUGUCCUAGAUGUUGUUGUUUUCGUUGUGUCCCGUUGUUUGUCGUCAUUACCUUGAAUUCUCUUUGGUGAGAGAAACCCUGUAAAUUAAUCUGCAACUAAAUCUCAUCUUUUUGUCUGUGAGACUUUUUUGUCAUUAUCCCCUGACACUGAAUAUGUAGCAGCGGCAGCGUAAACUGAUACAAGUCCAGUUUUUAGAUCACAGGGCGGAGGUCUCUCUAAACGAACAAUAUAACAAAAAACUCCCCUUCAUCAUUCACGCCCUAAUGAGGUGAGAAUGUUUGUCUCCUGACACAUAAGAUAGAAACUCACCUAAAUUCAGAAGGUGUUGACGUCACCGUAGUCCCAGAAAAACAAAAAUCCAUGAACUCUGAGUUUGGAAAGGAUGAGAAACAAUGUUAGCUUAGCUGAAUAAAAGCUUGUGCCAUGUUAGCAGGGUGUUAGCAGAGUUUCAGGGUCACAAAUGAUCAGAAUCCAAGUCUGUGUCAAAUAAAAACAUGUCAUGUAAAUUCAAUAAUACUGGUACAGUAUUAAUACUACAACCAUGUCAAAGAUGUUACAAAUACAUGUAACACCAGCCUAUAAGUGAGAGGGAAGAGAGUUUUCUUCUUUUACUGUAUUACUGACAAGUUCAACAAUCCUGCACGUCAGAAUGGCCCGAGCCAAAUAAAGGUGUAACACAUGAAUAUGCAAGUCGUAAUUAGAACAUUAAAUAUUACACUCAUGUCACAAUGUAACUGUACAAAAUUUCAUUUUGGUAUCCACGUGUUAUCAUAGCUACUUCAGCUAGGUGUUAGCAGAGAGCCUAGACUGAACUCAACACACACAGGACUGUGUGCAGUUACUUUUCUGAGUCUUCUCUUUAGGAUUAUUUUAUUUUCAUCGUUAUUACUGAAAAUAAAAUAAAGAAAUGGUUGUUGAUUAUUUGUUCUCAAUAAAAUGUUAAAAGUAGCAUUUACUCUAGGUUUUAGUCUGUGAAGUGUGUAACUGCCCUCCCUCGCCGGCAGAGGGUGCUAUGAUUGAUCAGGAUUACUAUCCAUCCAUCCAUCCAUUUUCAUCCGCUUAUCCGUUACCGGGUCGCGGAGGUGGCAGUCGCCACCCAAAUCACAUUGCACCGCACCAACCCCCCCAAGCCUUCCG
Messenger RNA from Cynoglossus semilaevis (tongue sole), 4437 nucleotides. RefSeq names its product collagen alpha-1(X) chain-like. Gene Ontology annotation, molecular function: protein binding. The coding region runs from base 286 to 1755 and encodes 489 amino acids. The transcript has 5 exons. Lineage: Eukaryota; Metazoa; Chordata; Actinopteri; Pleuronectiformes; Cynoglossidae. The record is from RefSeq and is a predicted model, not a curated record.